This is a messenger RNA of Ornithorhynchus anatinus (platypus), 927 nucleotides long. Its product is annotated as olfactory receptor 14J1-like. Bases 1 to 927 code for a protein of 308 amino acids. Gene Ontology annotation, biological process: G protein-coupled receptor signaling pathway. Gene Ontology annotation, cellular component: membrane. The transcript has a single exon. The record is from RefSeq and is a predicted model, not a curated record. NCBI's taxonomy places the organism in Eukaryota, Metazoa, Chordata, Mammalia, Monotremata, Ornithorhynchidae. Gene Ontology annotation, molecular function: olfactory receptor activity; G protein-coupled receptor activity; odorant binding.
AUGACCAACACCACCAAGGUGAGGGAAUUUCUGCUGCUGGGAUCCUCGGAGGUCCGGGAGCUGCGGCUGGCCCAGGCCGCGCUGUUCCUCCCGGUCUACCUGGCGGCCCUGACGGGGAAUCUCCUCGUCGUCGCCGUCACCCUCCUCGACCGCCGCCUCCGCGCCCCCAUGUACUUCUUCCUCGGGCACCUGUCCGUCCUCGACCUCUGCCUCGUCUCCGUCACCGUCCCCCAGUCCGUCCACAACUCCCUGGUCAACGGCAGAGCCAUCUCUCUACGGGGCUGUGUGGCUCAGGUCUUUUCUGUGAUUUCAAUAGCCGCCUCCGAGCUGUCCAUCCUCACGGCCAUGUCCCACGACCGCUACGCGGCCGUCUGCCGCCCCCUGCGCUACGGGGCCAUCGUGGACCGAGGGGCCUGCGGGAAGAUGGCGGCCGCCUCCUGGCUCGGCGGGGGCCUGUUCGGGGCGAUGUACACAGCCGGGACGGUGACGCUGAGCUUCUGUGGCUCUAACCUGAUCCAGCAGUUCUUGUGCGACGUCCCUUCGUCGCUGAAGAUCUCCUGUUCCGAAACGCACGUCGUCAUCGCCGUCAGCGAGGCCACCGCCUUUAGCCUGGCUUUCGUCGCCUUCGUCUUCAUCGUGGUCUCGUACGCGCGCAUCUUCGGGGCCGUGCUGAGGAUGCCGGCCGCCGAGGGCCGGGCCGGAGCCUUCUCCACCUGCCUGCCCCGCCUCGCCGGCGUGACUUUAUUCGUGGCCAACGCUGCCUUUGUCUAUCUCAAACCCCUGUCUGACCCUCCCUCAGCCCAGGACCUGCUGGUGUCCGUGUUCUACGCCGCGGUGCCCCCCGCUCUGAACCCCGUCAUCUACAGCCUGAGGAACCGAGACAUGAAGACCACCCUGAGGAGAAUGAUAGCGGGGAAAUGCCUCUAA